AUGUAUUUUUCCGUCCUACUUCUUACUACAUUUCUCUACGCGCUCACUGCCAGCUCAACUCCUUGCCAUAACCCGAAAAGUCGACCUACGGUUACCAUAGACUCCGGGGCUAUUGCGGGGACUGUCGCCUGUCUUCCAUCUUCCAGUCGCUCCGUCAAUAAAUUCCUCGGUAUUCCCUUUGCUGCACCUCCUGUUCGAUUUAAGGCUCCACAGCCAGUCACGCCAUGGAGAAGGACGUAUGACGCCUCCAAAUACAAGCCCGCUUGUCUCCAGCAGUUCAAUUACCCGGAAGCAGUGCGCAACGAGUCAAUCAGGUGGUUCAACACGCCUCCGCCUCCCGCUGGAGAGAGCGAAGAUUGUCUAAAUCUCAAUGUUUUUGCUCCAGCGUCCUCAUACAGAAGCCCCAAGACCGUGAUGGUCUGGAUACAUGGAGGCUCUUACCUUUUUGGGUCUGGCUCUUUGCACCUCUACGACGGCUCCAGCUUGGCUGCUAAUCAAGAUGUUGUGGUGGUAACUAUCAACUAUCGGACAAAUCUAUUUGGGUUCCCUGGAUCCCCUGAGCUACCAGCAGCGGAGAAGAACUUGGGAUUACUGGAUCAACGGUUCGCCCUGGAUUGGGUUCGACGUAAUAUCGCAGCCUUCGGCGGGGAUCCAGAGAAAAUAACAAUUUUCGGAGAAAGCGCAGGAGGAGGGAGCGUCGAUGGUCUAAUUACCGCUCCUCCUGAACCUGUUCCCUUCCGCGCUGCAAUUAUGCAAUCUGGCCAGUCCACGAUAAGGGCUCUCGACCCUGACCCCGCUGUCGCAUGGAAAAAGCUCCUGGACGUGACUAGAUGCUCUUCCUCAAAUGACGCUCUCGAAUGUGUUCGCGCAGUUCCUGCCUUGGAGUUGAAAGAAAUCAUCGAACGGCAACAGCUAGUAUUUGGACCGACACCUGAUGGUGGCGUCACCUGGGCAGACUCUCCUCGCAAAAGGCGUCUCGAUUCGGCCGAUCAAAAAUCACUUAUUGCGCGUGUACCGGUGUUGAUGGGAAGCAACGCUGACGAAGCUCUUCCCUUCGCAGCAGGCAUGAAUGACACUGAGGGAUUCCUCCGUGGAUAUUUACUGGGCGUUCCUGAAAAGACUAUUCAAAACAUCCUGAAUACAUACCCUAUUGGUUCCCCAGGAAUCAGCGAUGAAUCCCAUCGUCUCUCCGCCAUCCUUACUGACUUUUCCUUCCAGUGCCCAGCGAGGUUAGACACAGAUGACAGCGCAGCCGCGGGAAUUGAUGUAUGGCGGUACUAUUUUAACGCGAGCUUUCCAAACACUGAGCUAGCCGAAGGAGGCGGAGCAUAUCAUGGAUUGGAAGUCUAUUCGAUUUUUGGAACGUAUCCUCAAGAAGGGGCCACGAAGUUCCAGAUAGAAGUUGGAAAGGGGAUGCAGGAGGCUUGGGCGAAUUUUGCCAAGAAUCCAAAUAAGGGGCCGGGAUGGGAGAAAGUUCCUCAACUCGGGGUGUUUGGCGGUGGUGCAAGAACAGGAACAGGCGAUGAAGACAGAAAGGUAUUAGAAACCAUAGAUUCCAAGGAUGUGGACGCGAGAUGCAGUGUGUGGGACGAGUUGUAUAAUGCUUCAAGUUAGCAACAUGAAUUCCAUGAAGACUCAGUGUAAUUAUAGAGCAUAGUUUUAUGAUAACGUCAGUUCAUUCUCCUCGAGAU
Histoplasma capsulatum G186AR is the source of this 1691-nucleotide messenger RNA. Its product is annotated as carboxylesterase. The record is from RefSeq and is a predicted model, not a curated record. The transcript is spliced from 2 exons. Bases 1 to 1614 code for a protein of 537 amino acids. NCBI's taxonomy places the organism in Eukaryota, Fungi, Ascomycota, Eurotiomycetes, Onygenales, Ajellomycetaceae. Gene Ontology annotation, molecular function: cholinesterase activity.